CGCCGCCAUUACUGACACGCUGUCAUCUGCGACCUCAACAAAGGUCAAUGGUCGCAUGCGUUAAAUUUAGUUUUUAAUACCGUGCUUGUAAAUACAGCCACAUCAAAAAUGCCGAUGCCGGGUGGAGUAUACCAACAGCAAGGCCCAUCAUGCUUCGACAAGAUGAAGAUGGGCUUCAUACUCGGUUUCUGCGUAGGCAUGGCGAGCGGCGCGCUAUUCGGCGGCUUCUCAGCGCUCAGGGGUGGAAUUCGCGGGCGUGAAUUAGUAAACACCGUUGGCAAAGUGAUGAUACAAGGCGGCGGAUCUUUCGGCACAUUCUUAGCGAUCGGCUCCGGAUUGCGGUGUUAAAAUUCUCACACAGCCACAGAAAAACUUAUACAUACGUAAUAAUUUCUUAGCAGCAACGCUAUUAGUUGCCGGGGACAGUUGUAAUGUGAUUUAACGCAUAUAAUAUUACGCUGUUAUGUAAAAAACGCAAAAAAAUUGCAAAUAAAGUGAUAAAUUUACCUUC
Dalotia coriaria is the source of this 511-nucleotide messenger RNA. RefSeq names its product reactive oxygen species modulator 1. Gene Ontology annotation, cellular component: TIM23 mitochondrial import inner membrane translocase complex. The coding region runs from base 109 to 348 and encodes 79 amino acids. NCBI's taxonomy places the organism in Eukaryota, Metazoa, Arthropoda, Insecta, Coleoptera, Staphylinidae. The transcript is spliced from 2 exons. Gene Ontology annotation, biological process: protein insertion into mitochondrial inner membrane; protein import into mitochondrial matrix. The record is from RefSeq and is a predicted model, not a curated record.